AUGCAGGCAGAAGACAGCGCCACAUCGAAGACUACUCAUGUGUUCUCGGAGACCAGGCAUCGCUUAGGCGAUGUCAAACUAGUUUCCGAUAACCACAUUGUCCUGGUCCCUACCCCUUCGUCGGAUCCCCACGAUCCCCUGAAGCUGCCCGCAUGGCGGAAAUGGAUGAUCUUACUCCUUGUCUCCGCGUACAGCUUCAGCGCAGUGGUGCUCGUCUCGGGUCUGGGGCCAAUCCUCUCAGUCAUCCAGGCCGAAUAUCCCGGACAAGAACGUGUCAACGACCUCAUGACUUACCCAACGCUGUUCAUGGGCAUCGGCAAUAUAGUCAGCAUGCCACUGGCCCUGGCACUUGGGCGCCGGCCAGUUUUCGUUUUCAGCAUUCUACUGCUAGUGGUGACAAGCAUCUGGUGUGCAUUCUCCAAGAGCCUCGACAGCCAUAUAGCUGGUCGGGACAUUAUGGGGAUGGCCGCCGGCCAGAGCGAGGCGCUUGCACCGAUGAUAAUCCACGAGAUCUGUUUCCUGCAUGAGCGCGGUCGCAAGGUCGCCUGGUUUGUAUUCAUCCAGAACAUCUCCUGCGGCGCGUUUUACAUCGCAUCCACGUACAUGGUUAAUGCCUGGGGCUGGCGAUGGUGGUACGGGGUCUUCGCCAUCUUGAACGGGGCGAUCCUCCUUUUGAGCAUUGUGUUCGUAACCGAAACCGCCUUCGAGCGCACCCCGGAAGCAAUGCGUGGAGAAUCGCACGAUUCAACGACCCUCGGUAAGGACGACGCGCAGACCACUCAUCAGGAAGUCGUCUCGGUGGAUUCUCUCCAAGCCCAGCAGCCUCGCUCGUUCCUCGGCCACAUGACUCUCGUCCAGGUCACCCCCCAGUGGCGCAGAAUCCCAGAUUUCUACAGACACCUCGGCCAGGCAUUCUGCGUGCCGUCUAUCUUCUGGCUAUUCCUGCUCAACGGCGCAUUCCUCGGCGUAUACAUCUUCCAGUCAUCCACCUUCUCCACGAUCCUCCUGGCGCCGCCGUACGCCUUUCCCUUUACCAGUCUGGGCUACGUCCAAGCGGCACAGAUCCUCGUCUGCUUCAUUUUCCUCCCUCUGCUUGGGUAUGGCAGCGACUACGCGAUCCGCGUCAUGAGCCGGCGCAACCGCGGACAGUAUAAACCCGAGUAUCGAUUUCUCGGUCUGGCCAUGCCGUCUAUCACCGGAGUUAUCAGUGCGGUUCUGUACGGGCAGGCUGGAUCAUUCCCGUCGAGAUGGCAUUGGAGCGCCAUCGCAGUCCCCUUCCAGGGUGUCUUUUUCGGGUUUCUUGGGGCGAAUAUAGUGGGGAUCACGUACGCGCUGGACAGCUUCCCGAUGCGCUCGGCGGCGCUGUUGGUUGUCAUCUGUGCCGGUCGUGGGCUGGUUGGGUUCGGGUUGAGUUAUGCUGUUCUUCCGAGUAUCAAGGCGAUUGGGUAUCAUGGGUCGAUGGAUGUCCAGGCGAUCAUCUGUGCGGUUAUCGCGGCGAUGGCCGUUCCGAUGUAUUUUGCCGGUCCGUGGACGCGAGGGUUUGCGCAGCGGAAACUCGGGAUGGAUCAGGCUUGA
Messenger RNA from Aspergillus tubingensis, 1575 nucleotides. RefSeq names its product MFS general substrate transporter. The transcript has 2 exons. Gene Ontology annotation, molecular function: transmembrane transporter activity. Gene Ontology annotation, cellular component: membrane. The record is from RefSeq and is a predicted model, not a curated record. Bases 1 to 1575 code for a protein of 524 amino acids. Gene Ontology annotation, biological process: transmembrane transport. Lineage: Eukaryota; Fungi; Ascomycota; Eurotiomycetes; Eurotiales; Aspergillaceae.